AUGGCGACCGACGCCGUCCUCAAGGACCCAGAAUUCAUCGACCCAGAAAGACAGCGGAUAUUAGAAGGAGAUGCUCGAUUCAAUCGGCUCGGAUGGAAACGCCUAACGGUGCUUUCUAUCGUAGAGGCAAUAGCUCUUGGAAGCUUGGGUCUCCCCUCUGCUUUCGCGGCCCUUGGGAUGGUCGCAGGAUUAAUCUUGACUGUGGCACUCGGCUUCGUGGCAAUUUAUGCAGGAUACAAUAUCGGUCAGACUAAGUUGAAAUACCCACAAAUUGGUCACUAUGCAGACGUCGGGCAUUUGUUAUUUGGCAAGUGGGGUUCCAAGAUCUUCAUUGGAUGCUUCGUGACGUUACUUGUUUUUGUCAUUGGGUCUCACUGUUUGACUGGUGCUAUUGCGUUCCGAACUAUUACUGAGAGCAGUGUCUGUGCCCUGGUAUUCAGUAUCUCAUCAGCAGCUAUCUUGCUGCUUCUUGCGGUCCCUCCCUUUUUUGCAGAGAUUGCGAUACUGGGGUACAUCGAUUUUGCCUCAAUCAUUAUAGCCAUCGGGGCUACAAUGAUCGCGACGGGGAUUCGAUACUCGGGUGACUCUGCUAUUGUCGACCCAGACAUAAUUCCGUGGUCAGCAUGGCCCAAGGCUGGUCUCACCUUUUCAGGGGCCAUCGUUGCGACAAACAAUAUUGUGUUUGCGUAUUCCUUUGCUGGUUGUCUACCAUCAUUUAUGGAUGAGAUGCACACACCGGAAGACUACAUUAAGACCCUGUGGUGGAUGGGAGGCAUUCAGAUUGUUGUCUAUAGUCUCACUGGAUCGAUCAUCUACGCUUUUGUGGGCCAGGGAGUACAAUCACCGGCUCUGCUCUCAGCGGGACCACUCAUGUCCAGAGUGGUCUUUGGAAUUGCACUACCCGUCAUAUUUAUCUCUGGGUCUAUUAAUACCACAGUGGUCUGUCGGUACAUCCAUGGGAAGUUCUACAAGGACUCAAUAAUUCGGUAUAUCAAUACUACGAAAGGUUGGGCAUCAUGGCUGGGUCUAGUGUUUAUCGUCACCCUUCUAGCCUGGGUGAUUGCUGAGGCGAUUCCAAUUUUCUCGGAGCUUCUUUCCAUCAUAUCGGCGCUGUUUGUCUCCGGGUUGUCUUUCUACCUUCCACCUGUCAUGUGGUAUUUGCUCUUGAGAGAGGGUGCAUGGUACGAAAAGAAGAAUCUGAAACCUGCGAUAUUCAAUGCCGUGGUUUUCAGUGUGGGGAUCAUUAUUUUUGGGUGUGGCACGUAUGCCAGUAUCGCCGAGCUUAUCACCAAGUUCCAGUCGGGCUCCGUUGGAAAACCGUUUACGUGUUCUUGA
Penicillium manginii is the source of this 1335-nucleotide messenger RNA. RefSeq lists its product as uncharacterized. Gene Ontology annotation, biological process: amino acid transmembrane transport. The record is from RefSeq and is a predicted model, not a curated record. Bases 1 to 1335 code for a protein of 444 amino acids. NCBI's taxonomy places the organism in Eukaryota, Fungi, Ascomycota, Eurotiomycetes, Eurotiales, Aspergillaceae. Gene Ontology annotation, cellular component: vacuolar membrane. Gene Ontology annotation, molecular function: amino acid transmembrane transporter activity. The transcript has 2 exons.